Balaenoptera musculus (blue whale) is the source of this 1627-nucleotide messenger RNA. RefSeq names its product follistatin (gene FST). The record is from RefSeq and is a predicted model, not a curated record. Gene Ontology annotation, molecular function: protein binding; activin binding. Lineage: Eukaryota; Metazoa; Chordata; Mammalia; Artiodactyla; Balaenopteridae. Bases 533 to 1564 code for a protein of 343 amino acids. The transcript has 6 exons. Gene Ontology annotation, biological process: multicellular organism development; negative regulation of activin receptor signaling pathway; regulation of BMP signaling pathway.
GCCACCCCCGGCGCGCUGGCGCUACCAGCGAGCGGCGGCGUGCAGGACUUGAAGUGGGUGUUCUUCCCCACUCCCCCGCCCCGGUCGCCUGCCCCCUCCCUCUCGCUCCUACGCAAAUAAGAACUCGGCGAUUCCCCUCCUGCAGCUUUGAUUUCGGGCACCUCCACCAGAUAAUUGGGAAGCGUUUCCAGAAGGUGGGAAAUGUCACCUGAUUCACACUGAACUUUUAGAAGCUCCCCACCCCCAAGGAGCCGCGCACACCCUCGCUCGCGGCCGCCCUCCCACUGCCCCACACACUGGGAGACCGCCCACCGCAAACCGCGGAGACCCCCGUCUAGAUUUAAAGCGCGGCUGCGCCCGGCUUCUGACGUCCAUUGAAUCGCGCGGGCGGCCGGCGGCGAGCGCGGGGCUGCGCCGGGAUCGCUGCGCCCUCCGCCGCUCGCCUCUGCGACGCGCGCCGCUUGCCCGAGCCACCCGCCGCCGCGCCCGCUCCCCGCGCCGCCGCGCUCCUCGCCCCGCGCCUGCCCCCAGGAUGGUCCGUCCCAGGCACCAGCCCGGCGGGCUCUGCCUCCUGCUGCUGCUCCUCUGCCAGUUCAUGGAGGACCGCAGUGCCCAGGCUGGGAACUGCUGGCUCCGCCAAGCAAAGAACGGCCGCUGCCAGGUCCUGUACAAGACAGAACUGACCAAGGAGGAGUGCUGCAGCACCGGCCGCCUGAGCACCUCAUGGACCGAAGAGGACGUAAAUGACAACACGCUCUUCAAGUGGAUGAUUUUCAAUGGGGGCGCCCCCAACUGCAUCCCCUGUAAAGAAACGUGCGAGAACGUGGACUGUGGGCCCGGGAAAAAAUGCCGAAUGAACAAGAAGAACAAACCCCGCUGCGUCUGUGCCCCAGAUUGUUCUAACAUCACCUGGAAAGGCCCAGUCUGUGGGCUGGACGGAAAAACCUACCGCAACGAAUGUGCACUCCUCAAGGCCAGAUGUAAAGAGCAGCCAGAACUGGAAGUCCAGUACCAGGGCAAAUGUAAAAAGACCUGUCGGGAUGUUUUCUGUCCAGGCAGCUCCACAUGCGUGGUGGACCAGACUAAUAAUGCCUACUGUGUGACAUGUAACCGCAUUUGCCCAGAGCCCACCUCCUCUGAACAGUAUCUCUGUGGGAAUGAUGGAGUAACCUACUCCAGUGCCUGUCACCUGAGAAAGGCUACCUGCCUACUGGGCAGGUCUAUUGGAUUGGCCUAUGAGGGAAAGUGUAUCACAAAGUCCUGUGAGGAUAUCCAGUGCACUGGUGGAAAAAAGUGUUUAUGGGAUUUCAAGGUUGGCAGAGGCCGGUGUUCCCUCUGCGAUGAGCUGUGCCCUGAGAGUAAGUCUGAGGAGCCAGUCUGUGCCAGUGACAAUGCCACCUACGCCAGCGAGUGUGCCAUGAAGGAAGCAGCCUGCUCCUCAGGCGUGCUGCUGGAAGUGAAGCACUCCGGAUCUUGCAACUCCAUUUCGGAAGACACCGAGGAAGAGGAGGAAGAGGAAGACCAGGACUACAGCUUUCCUAUAUCUUCCAUUCUAGAGUGGUAAACCCUCCACCUAUGUUCAGUGUUGACAUAGCCUUUGGGCAAAAAAAAAAAAAAAAAAAAAAAA